ACAGGUACUGAAGAAGAAGAAGAAGAAGAAGAAGAAGAAGAAGAAGAAGAAGAAGAAGAAGAAGAAGAAGAAGAAGAAACUACUCUGGGUCACGUGAUUGGGUCGAGCAUCUUUUUUGGUCCAUUUUGGAUGAUAGCAGGAGCCCUGUGCAACCCAAGAAAAUGACCAAACUGCAGUUUUUAAACGUCUUUUUGACUGAGCGUCUCAUGCUCGCUGCGCAGGAGAUCUACAAAUCUGUCGAGGACACGAUUUUGGAGUACCAGGAGGAGAUAGCGAUCCGGGAGCGGGAGAACGACCAUCUGAGACGCAGGCUUCGAGACGCUGGAAUUGAAAUAUGGCCAGAUCGUCCGUCCAUGGCGCUGUUGGACGAGGAGGAUGGUGAGCAUCCACGCCGUGAGUGGAGUCCCAGCAUGGGGCACGAAGAGCGUAUCCCUAUUCAGAUAAAGGAUAAGAGAGAUCUCCGGGCCAACCAAGGAGAUGAUCAGCUUCGUGGCCAUGGCUCUUGCAGCACGCCAGAGAACAUGUUCACUCCUCCGCGUGUUGGAAAUGAAUAUCCCCAGGAAGCCCCACACACGUCCAACCUCCCUCAGAGUCAAGGAGUGGAGAACAGGGAGCGGGACCCCGGAUCUCGAGGCCCCUCAAGGCAUGUGAAGGUAGAGAGUGGAGGAGCCCACAGAGGCUCAGCUUCCUCAAACAGCGGUGCCCAGCCGUUGGCGCCAGUGAACCCAAACUGCUCAAACGAGAACAACAUUGACAUUAUUGGGGUGGAGAAUGGAGGACAGAUGGUUGGUGCUAAGGGAAAUGGAACUGGUGCUAACAGAGGUCAGGCCUCUCACAUGCGGAACCAAGGAGCCAAUGCCGUGGACUGCCCCCAUCAAAAAUCCCCUUUACAAGGCCACAUGUCGUCCUUUUGCUGCAAGGUUUGCGGUGAGGCAUUUAGUCACGUGGGCCACCUGCAUGUGCAUGUACAAGUGCACACGCGAGAAAAACCUUACCGCUGUGGAGUGUGCGGCAAAUGUUGCAGCUCCUCCGGCAGACUCCAGGAGCACCAGCGCAGCCACACGGGGGAAAAACCAUUCCGCUGCCAGAUUUGUGGAAAGGGCUUCACACAGAUGGCUCACCUGAAGGUCCACAUGAGGAUCCAUACUGGGGAGAAGCCCUACAGUUGCCCUGUGUGUGGCAAAUGCUUCAGCCGUUCAGACAAAAUCAAAAGGCAUCUCCAGACCCAUAGCCGCGAGGGAACAUAUUUCUCAGGGCAAUGAUGCAAGUGUGUUGUUAAACAACCCAGUUUGUGAAUCAUAUUGAUGUGGGAAACUUUUCAACAAAAAGCUAAAAUUGCUGCCAUUAAGUCGAGGCUUUUUUUUCUACUUUCCAAGAAUUAGGGAUUCUGCAACUCUUAGAGAAAGUUUCUUAUCUAACCUAAUAUUUCUCCACACCAUAGUCCCUCAAUAGAAUUUGUAUUAGCCAGUUUAGUACGUCAUUUACUUAAUUUUGUACUUGUCACUGAGUAUUAACUCUCUGUGACAAUUUGAGUUAUUAGCUAGCCUUCCUGAAUUAUCAAGCCUUUCCUUCCUUAGUCAUAUAAUUAGCAUGAUGAAGUCUUCCACACAUGCCUUGAAACUGAGAUGCAUUAAGAAAUGCAACAAUGUUCAGCACAUUCAUGGCUCAUUGUCAGCCACUCGCACCACUUCCUUAACUUUACACAAUUUAAAAUUGGCAUACUUGACGUCUCGUGAUCACUAAUAAAAGAACUCAAAAUGAAGAGGCCGUGUGUGCAUGAAAUGAUCUCCUUUUUCUCAAAUAACCAGAGAAUUGAUGGCCUGACAAAUUAAGUGUGUGUGUGUCAUCUGGCCUACCCUAACACUGCCAGUUCUUUUCAUAUGUAGCAAUUUAAGAAAUGACACAAAGUUUAGGGCAAACAAAAAGAUAAUAAAAUGCCUCUGUGAACUGUGGACUUGACAGACUUAGCAGGAGAAGUCUGACCUGGCACUCAUCUCCAUUUGAAUCUUUUAUUUUAUCCUUUUUCUUCCAAGUGCUGUUACAUUGUUGCAGAGCUAAAUACUGCCAUCUCACAUCGUCAGUGCUUCAUGUUGUCCACUGGAGUAUGGACAAGUCUGUUGUGAGACUGCUCCACUAUUUUGUGAAAUAAUGUGAUAUUCUGUAAAAUACCACUAGUCACGAUCUACCAUGCAUUUAGGAAUUUUGUGGUGUCUUUUUUUCUAUGACAAGCACUAAGGCAUCUGUCUGAGACGAUGCAGAACUCCACUCUAUAACAGGGCCAUACAGUAUUAGCUGAACCUUUUGUGGGUUUUUUUCAGGGGUCUCAGUACGCAAAGAUUUAUGUUCCACCACAGUAGUAGGUUGGUUUUUUCUUUGGGAGCGUUUUUCAGAAGUGAUCGGUUGGUUUAGCACAGAAUCAGGUACUUCCUCUGACCCCAGAACAGCAGACCCAACAGUUACCUUUCUCCUCUCAGGACUAAUGCUGCAUUCACAACAUGAGGGCAUACCAGAAAUACUAACGUCUGAAUAAAAAUAGCUAUAAUAAAAGUCAGACACUCAGGGUUUGUGAGUUUUCCCAUAAGAUUUGAAUCUACUUGGAGCAGGAAUAUCAAUUUGCUCUUGAAUGUCCUGCAGAAAUCAACUUAUUAAUAUGAUACCUCCAGUGUGUCAAAGCUCAGUUGUUUGCUCCUGGAGGAACACCAGUGAGACCACCAUGUGUGAUGAAUGCAGCAUGAGACGACAGCACGUCCUCACAGCUGACCAGCAGCCCUUCACUCACAGUUUUCUCUGGGACACCUUUGCUCCCCCCUGCACACACACACUCACACUCUACAUGUACAGUGUUGUAUCAUUGCGUAUUAAAUGUUAUUUUUUAAUAAAGUAGUAAUUGAGUAUCCAUUGUAA
Acanthopagrus latus (yellowfin seabream) is the source of this 2904-nucleotide messenger RNA. RefSeq names its product zinc finger and SCAN domain-containing protein 22-like. Gene Ontology annotation, molecular function: RNA polymerase II cis-regulatory region sequence-specific DNA binding; DNA-binding transcription factor activity. The coding region runs from base 162 to 1262 and encodes 366 amino acids. The transcript has 2 exons. Gene Ontology annotation, biological process: regulation of transcription by RNA polymerase II. The record is from RefSeq and is a predicted model, not a curated record. NCBI's taxonomy places the organism in Eukaryota, Metazoa, Chordata, Actinopteri, Spariformes, Sparidae.